AUUACCCCUCCGUCCUUAUCGCGAGCCUUGCGAUUUACCAGUUGUCGUGACCGUGACGCUCUAACACGCUGAGUUCUAGUAUUAGUUGGAGAGAUCCUGCCUACUCCGAGUCUGCUAUAUCCGUCACCUUGUGAUAUUCCCGAUCCUCCCGGUCUCGCCCCCCAUUCUGCUAUCCGCCGACCCCGGGAACCCGACAGCUCAACCACUGAGCUCUUCCCUUCCAACAUGGAGAUCACGGCCGAGGACCUCCCGGGCCUGCUCGAGAAUGACAAUUCGGUUAAGCUCGCCGGCGUCGACGUCGACGGCAUGCUCCGCGGCAAGCUCGUCUCCAAGAAGAAGUUCUUGUCGAUCGCCGAGACCGGCUUCGGCUUCUGUUCCGUCAUCUUCGGCUGGGACAUGCACGAUAUGACAUACUAUAAAGAGCUGAAGGUCAGCAACAAGGAGAACGGGUACAGGGACAUCAUCGCCGUGCCGGACCUCAACAGCUUCCGCCGCAUUCCCUGGGAGAACAACGUCCCCUUCUUCCUCGUCAGCUUCUUUGACCCGGACACGAUGGAACCCGUCCCGGCGUGUCCUCGAGGUCUCUUGAAGACACAGCUGGAGAAGUUCGCGACAAAGGGCUACGGGGCCAUGGCUGGAGCCGAGUACGAGUUCUACCAGUUCAAGACCCCGCGUGCACCUUCUUCCGACCGCGCCCCGUCUGCCGCGGCAUACCUCAAAGACAACACCACCCAGUCCCUCCCGUCCCUGACCGAAGGCAUGUUCGGGUACAGUCUGACACGACCGGUCCACAACCAGGACUACUACUACGACAUCUUCAACACCUGCCAAGCCUUCCGGUGCGACCUGGAAGGUUGGCACACCGAGAGCGGGCCGGGCGUGUACGAGGCCGCGCUCGAGUUCGGCGAGAUCCGGCAGAUGGCCGACCGGGCGAGCCUGUUCAAGUACGUGGUCAAGUCCGUCGCAACGCGGCACGGCAUCACGCCUUGCUUCAUGGCCAAGCCACGGCAGGGUCUCCCGGGAAACAGCGGGCAUAUGCACGUGUCCCUGGUGGACAAAGACGGCAACAACCUGCUCUACCGCGGCGAGCGGGACCCGGACCCGCCAUACGCGGACGUUGCGCACCUGUCGGACAUGGGGCGGCACUUCCUGGCCGGCAUCCUCGAGGGCCUGCCCGACGUCAUGCCGCUCGUGGCGCCCACCAUCAACAGCUACAAGCGGCUGGUCGAGAACUUCUGGGCGCCCGUGACCGUGUCGUGGGGGCUGGAGCACCGCGCCGCCUCGAUCCGGCUGAUCGCGCCGCCCACGGCCAAGCCGGGCGCCACACGCUUCGAGAUCCGCGUGCCGGGGGCCGACGCGAACCCGUACUACGUACUGGCGGCCGUCCUGGCGCUGGGCUGGCGCGGCGUGGAGAAGAAGCUGGAGAUUCCCUGCCCGCCGCUCGGCAAGGGCGAGGACGUGGGCGGCUCGACGGAUAUGGGCGCCCGCCUGGCGCGGAGUCUGCGCGAGGCCAACGACAGGUUUAUGCGGGAGGGUAGUAUUGCGAGGGAGGUGUUUGGCGAUGACUUUGUUGAUCAUUACGGCGGGACGAGAGACCAUGAGAUCCGCCUGUGGGACGAGGCUGUUACUGACUGGGAGAUGAAGAGAUAUAUAGAGACGGUCUAAUAUUGGGAGGGGAACAGAUGGGUGUUUGGAAGGUGGCUUGGGCGGCUGGGCCUGGGAUUUAUGUUUACGACUACUAUGUCACGGAUAGGAGAUACCCCUUUGACGAGUCAAUGAUAUCAGUUCCAUGACGCA
Chaetomium strumarium is the source of this 1797-nucleotide messenger RNA. RefSeq lists its product as uncharacterized. The record is from RefSeq and is a predicted model, not a curated record. Gene Ontology annotation, molecular function: glutamine synthetase activity. Bases 226 to 1665 code for a protein of 479 amino acids. The transcript is spliced from 3 exons. NCBI's taxonomy places the organism in Eukaryota, Fungi, Ascomycota, Sordariomycetes, Sordariales, Chaetomiaceae.